AUGUGGAGUUCUGUGAAAAUUCUUUGCCUUUGUGGCUCCAUUGCUAUCUGGAUUCAGCCUGGAGAAACUACAAGGCCUAGAAUCGUUAAUGGGUAUCCUAUCAAGAUUCAAAAGCGACCGUUCAUGGUUUCAUUGCAUCACGGGAUAACCGGAUUUUUAUGUGGUGGCAGUAUUCUCAAUCAAUAUUGGGUGUUGACUGCCUAUCAUUGCAUGACUGAAGGUAAGGAUCCUAAGGAUUACUAUGUCAGAGCUGGCUCAACCUAUCUUCAUGAAGGCGGUUCCGUUCAUUGGGUGAGGAAUGCAGUUUAUUUCGAGAAUACUGAGGUGAUUCCUUACGACAACAUCCCUAAAAAUGACCUUCUCCUUCUACGACUCAAGCACAAACUCAAAUUUUCGGAACGCAUCAGGCCGAUCAAUUUGCCUCGUGCGAACAAGAAACCUCCGCGUAAACUUUGGGUGUCUGGAUGGGGAAAAACCGAUUCAAAGGAAAUUUCAACAACUUUACGAAUAGUGGAGGUACACUAUAUCUCGUACGAAGAAUGUUUGCAGGCUGCUGACUGGUAUCCCAAAGCAGUGUCUAAUAUAACACACCUCUGUUAUUUUCGUAUGAGCUACGAUGCUUGCCAAGGGGACUCAGGAGGUCCCCUGGCCACUAAUACAACAAUUUACGGAAUUGUUUCUUUUGGAGACGGCUGUGGAACAAGCCCAGGAGUAUACACCAAAGUUAUUCAUUAUAGAAACUGGAUUAAGAAAGUCAUCAAGCCAAGAAGGAGGAUCCCCAAAUGGAAUUUCAAUCCAAUGAAAUGAGACUGUUUGCUGUAUCAAAAUAUGUUAAACCCAGAUGCUCAGUUGUAGUGACUCAACUGUUUGUUCUUGAAUCGUAUCGGAGUUAUAAUUGCAAACUCAUGACUAACAGAUGUACAUAAAUUCAUUCCUUAUCUAAACAAUCUUAUCGUGUGAUGUUGAUGAUGGAGGAUAUUUCAUCUGAAUCACAGGGUGACCCAAAAACAUGAGUUUUAAGUAAAUUUCUAAAAACUGUGAGACGAUUAGAGGUGAAUAACUGUUAUCUUGGCAUUGUGCAAAGCAAA
This is a messenger RNA of Diachasma alloeum, 1088 nucleotides long. Its product is annotated as trypsin epsilon. Lineage: Eukaryota; Metazoa; Arthropoda; Insecta; Hymenoptera; Braconidae. Gene Ontology annotation, molecular function: serine-type endopeptidase activity. The transcript has 5 exons. Gene Ontology annotation, biological process: proteolysis. The coding region runs from base 1 to 807 and encodes 268 amino acids. The record is from RefSeq and is a predicted model, not a curated record.